Messenger RNA from Arabidopsis lyrata subsp. lyrata, 652 nucleotides. RefSeq names its product holotricin-3. Lineage: Eukaryota; Viridiplantae; Streptophyta; Magnoliopsida; Brassicales; Brassicaceae. The record is from RefSeq and is a predicted model, not a curated record. Bases 65 to 475 code for a protein of 136 amino acids. The transcript is spliced from 2 exons.
GUAACAUUCUACUCAUCACUUAAUUAAUUAACAUACUAAGAGAGUUAUUAGAACUUGAAAAAAAAUGGCUUCCAAGGCUUUGAUUCUGUUAGGGCUCUUCGCAGUUCUUAUCGUCGUCUCCGAAGUGUCUGCCGCAAGGCAGUCGGGCAUGGUGAAGCCAGAGAGUGAGGAAACUGUGCAACCUGAAGGACAUGGUGGUGGCCACGGAGGACAUGGUGGUCACGGAGGAGGCCACGGACAUGGAGGACACCACGGAGGAGGGGGCCACGGACUUGACGGAUACGGAGGUGGACACUACGGAGGAGGAGGACACUACGGAGGAGGAGGAGGCCACGGACACUACGGAGGAGGAGGAGGAGGCCACGGACACUACGGAGGAGGAGGAGGCCACGGACACUACGGAGGUGGAGGACACCACGGAGGAGGAGGCCACGGGCUUAACGACGAACCUGUUCAGACUCAGCCGGGUGUUUAAAACUAUAUCAUAUAUUCACCAAUCACCACCAUGCAUGAUUGCAUCUAUAUAUACACUUAUGUAUUAUGUGUAUGCCUAUAAAUAAACCAUGGUGACUUUGUAAUGCAGUUCCUUCAGAAAUGUGUGGAAUAAUGUUUCAUAAUAUUAAUAUAUUGUCUCUCAGUGUGAAUUAUAAUC